GGAACUACGCCAAUGUAUUUGGGAAGUCAGGUAUAAGCAUUGAACUAUUCAGUUCAAUGGGUAAACGUGGUAAUGAACUGAAGUAUCUACUGGAAUUCCUUAAAGAAACUGGGCUCUACUCCAAGAUAUAACGUCAAUGCUCAUCUCACAAUAGCAAACGAUAAACAAAAAACCUAUGUGUACGUAUCCAGUGGGUGGCGGUAUGCACCACACGGUGUAAUCGACCAAUAAAACCAAAGAAGAAGAACAACAACAACCGCGGAACUACAGGAAGUGAUGCGCGUUAUUCUCCCAAAACUGUUCUGUGGGGAAAACGAACAGUGGCUAGGCAAGAAUGGGAGAUAUUUCAUUAGGCAGCAGCAAAAUGAGUUCAGAUGUGGACUGCACAAUAAACGGCUGGUGCGUUGACUACUACACAUUUACUGCUGUCAACGCUUUCAGAAACGGAGACUACGGAGAUUUUUGUAAAAUUCGGGAUGUCCUUCAAAGUUUGGUAGCGCGGCCACUGGAACACUCAGAAAUCCUCAGAAAACAGAUACGAGUGAUGCAGUUCCUGUCCCGGAUCAACGACGGUGACAAACUGGAUUUGACCUUUGACUCCCAGGAUGCCUGCACCCCACUGGAGUCUGCUCUGACCCUGCUCCUGUCCAUCAGCGAGGAGCUAGACGUGUCACAGACGGUUGUGGAGAGAGUCCAGCUGUCAAUCUGUGAGACGCUGGCGAUAAUCUACAAAAAGAACAAGAAUUAUUUGAAAGCAGAGGAAGUUGUGAAGAAGCAUUUGCCAGACAGCAUGGGCCAAGAGAAACAAAAUCUUCUGCAGUUGGUGCGUUCCAAGUCUGACGCUCAUCCGGUUGUCCAGCGAUUCAGCUACGACAAGUUCAGAAAAUCAAUGUUGGAUUUUUGCGAGAGUCUCUACACCAGUCCUGAGCCUCUUUUAUGCAAGAUGGUGAAGGAGCUUGCUGGCCGGAAGCAGCUGGAUGAGGGUAAAACCAGCAAACUGCCAACGAGUCCUGCCCAGGCCCACACUGGUCCAAUCAGGAGCCCCGGCUCGGUGCAGCUGAAGCGCUCUCUGCUGAAGGCUGCCUUCGAGUCCCUGAGGGAGGAGCAGCAGGUGCACGCCUCCUUCCAGCAGCUGGAGCACGAGGUGCAGCAGGAGGUGCAGUGGGAGAACGCCCUGUGGGAUGCAGAGGGAGGCGCGGCGGGAGGAGGGGGCCCCGGGGCCCAGCCCUGCACCAUCGCCCAGCUCGUGAUGGAGGAGGACAGCGAGCUGGACCCUGCCGUCAGCCAAGAGGAGCCCACGGCCCAGCCUGUGGAGCCUGUGGAUCUGUCUGCAAAUCUGCGGGCCGUCCCAUUGGAUGUCGCCACCCGGCCUGAAAAUCUGCGGGCCGUCCCAUUGGAUGUCGCCACCCGGCCUGAAAAUCUGCGGGCCGCCCCAUUGGAUGUCGCCAUCCGGCCCGAAGAACCAGGCCCCGGCCUAGAGAAGGCCUCAUCCAGUGAGGAGUCCCUGCUCAGUGCCAUGUCGUCCCCGGUGCUGCCCUAUCGGAAACCGCGCUCCCGCCCCGCCAACGGAGCAACCAGGAGGUACACGAUAGAGAGCGACGACAGCGACUCUCCGGUCACACCGGAGCACAUUCCUCCCGCAGACCGCCAAAGGACGUCCCCAUACCCUGUCCGGACCUCCCCGUACCCCAACCGAACUUCCAGAGACCCCACACGGACCUCCCCGUACCCCAACCGAACUUCCAGAGACCCCACACGGACCUCCACGACCAACGGAAAGCUGCAGAAGCGCAGGGUUUUGGACUCGCCGACAGAAAUUAAGGAAGACUGGAGCGACGAGGACUCUCUGUUUGCCGGGACUCGUGGAACUAACAGGAUUAAAAAGUCUCGGGAGCAAAGGAAGUUUUGGACGGCGGAGGAGAGCGAGUGGGUGAGGCAGGGAGUGGCGAAGUUCGGGGAAGGCAACUGGACGAAAAUCAGGGCGCAGUUCCCCUUCAAGGGGCGCACUGCCGUGAACAUCAAAGACAAAUGGAGGACCAUGAAGAAAGUGAUGUGUGCCUGAGGACUGGAGAGCCUCCAUCGAUGGCGGAGAGCAAACAGACUUUGACAUUUGAAUUGUUCAAUAUUUGAAUGCAGAAUGUUAUGGGUUUUUUUUUUUUUUUUUUUUUUUUUUUUUUUGCAGGGUUAACUUUAAAAAGAAAUUAACCAAAUGUUUGGUAGUGGUUAGUUUCCUAAGGAUGCUUUCUAGCAAUUUCCUCAGAUCCUUUUUUUUUUUGUCAAUAGCAAAAUCUCUAUUUUAGAGGAAUGACCAAGACGCAUUCGAUAUUUAAAUGUUACGAGAAAAUGUUUUUAUAAAUACACUAGUACCAUUUGUUCAAAUGGAAACAGCGGUUAUACCAAUGAUGCCAUUCUGUUUUUUUAAUAAAAACUAUUCUAGAA
This is a messenger RNA of Conger conger (European conger), 2439 nucleotides long. RefSeq names its product telomeric repeat binding factor a (gene terf2). The transcript has 11 exons. The record is from RefSeq and is a predicted model, not a curated record. Gene Ontology annotation, molecular function: protein homodimerization activity; G-rich strand telomeric DNA binding; double-stranded telomeric DNA binding. Gene Ontology annotation, cellular component: nucleus; chromosome, telomeric region; shelterin complex. Lineage: Eukaryota; Metazoa; Chordata; Actinopteri; Anguilliformes; Congridae. Bases 335 to 2062 code for a protein of 575 amino acids. Gene Ontology annotation, biological process: telomeric loop formation; telomeric D-loop disassembly; protein localization to chromosome, telomeric region.